UGUUUGAGUUUUUAAGUCUCUGUUGGAAUACACCAAACUCCCCGCGGUGGUUUCCGGUUACGGCUGAUGCCGUUUCCCUUACGCUGACCAACGGAGGCGGUUCGCCGUUCCCACGCUUCUACUCGGCGCCGCUGCGCCUGCGGCUUCCAUAGCCCCAUGGCGACCGCCUCGGCCCAACCAGCGCCCCUGAGCGCCGAACAGGCUAAGGUGGUUCUGGCCGAGGUGAUCCAGGCGUUCUCGGCCCCAGAGAACGCUGUGCGAAUGGACGAGGCUCGAGACAACGCGUGCAACGACAUGGGAAAGAUGCUGCAGUUCGUGCUGCCCGUAGCCACGCAGAUCCAGCAAGAGGUCAUCAAAGCCUACGGUUUCAGCUGUGACGGGGAAGGUGUCCUUAAGUUUGCGCGCUUGGUCAAGUCCUAUGAAGCCCAGGAUCCUGAGAUUGCCAGCCUGUCGGGCAAACUGAAGGCUCUGUUCCUGCCGCCCAUGACACUGCCACCCCACGGGCCUGCUUCUGGUGGCAGCAUUGCCGCCUCCUGAGGAGCUUGGCCCUUUCCUGUGCCCAGUGCUGCUGCCUGGGAAGGGAGGGCCUUGGUGUUCCCAGAGCAUAAUAAACGUGUCUGCGACUUA
Choloepus didactylus (southern two-toed sloth) is the source of this 627-nucleotide messenger RNA. It is a transcript of the gene C8H12orf57, whose product is annotated as chromosome 8 C12orf57 homolog. Lineage: Eukaryota; Metazoa; Chordata; Mammalia; Pilosa; Megalonychidae. Gene Ontology annotation, biological process: post-embryonic development. The record is from RefSeq and is a predicted model, not a curated record. The transcript has 3 exons. The coding region runs from base 157 to 537 and encodes 126 amino acids.